Diprion similis is the source of this 3048-nucleotide messenger RNA. RefSeq names its product cilia- and flagella-associated protein 251-like. The coding region runs from base 1 to 3048 and encodes 1015 amino acids. Lineage: Eukaryota; Metazoa; Arthropoda; Insecta; Hymenoptera; Diprionidae. The transcript is spliced from 19 exons. The record is from RefSeq and is a predicted model, not a curated record. Gene Ontology annotation, molecular function: protein binding. Gene Ontology annotation, cellular component: motile cilium.
AUGAACAAGCGCGAGGAUUUGUCAUCGAUUUUCUCCAACUCUUGGAUUUCCUCCGGAACUCCAGUCGAGGAUGAAGAGUAUUUGAAAAGUGCUCGCUCACCUCGGCGCAGCUCACCUUCUGAGAACCCAAAACUCACACCCUUCAAGCUGCGACACUCUUACGGCAUUAAUCCACAAGUUCCACUCGUCAACUUAACAUCCAAGGAUCGAACUUUAAUCGCUUAUGCCUGCUCACAUGCCGCUGCAUUGUACGAUUACACUUCGAGGGAUAUGCAUCUUCUGCAAGGACACCAAAAUCACGUAUCUAUGAUAUCUACAGAUACGGAAGGAAAGUGGUUACUGACUGCUGACUCCGGGAAGGAUAACGUCGUUAUCAUUUGGGAUACGGAAACAAGAGUGCCAAUUUGUACUUUGUUCAAUCCUCACGGCAUGGAGGAACUACUUGCAGCUAAACUGAGUCCAAAUGCAAAGUACAUUGUGACCAUAGGAAACGGGAUCGAGAUGAGGAUAAAGUUCUGGUUAUGGUCGUAUGGUCGGGACGAAUCUGACGGACACAUACUAGUUUGGAGUGAUAUUCGGUACAGAGAAUAUCUUAGUACUAAACGGAAACCAAGCAAUUUCAAAACACAUGUGAAAUCUCUGCGUCUACAGUCGUGCGAAAUAACGGCCAUUACGAGCCACGAGAAUAUCGUAGUCGUCGGCAAUGUUCUGGGCCACAUCAAGUUCUACGACAAUAAAUUGAGGCUGAUGUUUUGGUGUCAGAAAUUUGCUCUCGAUAGAAUUACCGCAAUCUCUUUCCAUCUCAACUCUCGCCGGAAGGCUCCAAUCCAAGUAACAAGCGAAUCGUUCGUGGCUUCCUCGACCAGUACUCUCGACCGUACUGAAAAUUCCGAGGAUGACGUUGAUAACGAAGAAAUGAAUGGCGAGGCUUCAGACGAUCAAAGUAGAGGGUCCGCCCUUGAAGAAUUGCUGUUACCCAGGAAGUCGAAACACGGAAUAGAGAAACGUGAAAAGUUCGCCAAUCUCGACUCGAAUGUUACAAUAUCCUGGGAUUUGGCUCCACCAGUUAAUCCGGACGAAGAUGAAAUCGUCUUUGACAACCAUGUGAUGAACCAAAAGCCCGAGAGAAUACCCUCAGACUACACCUUGGAACGAACUCCGUUUAUUAUCGACGAUUUUAUCGUUUUUACAGGCACAUCCAGAAUAGCUAGAGUAGAAACGUCUCGUCUGAAGUGUCACUACAUUUCGCACCAGGCUGUGGCAGCCGUUACAGCUAUUGAUACGCACCCCGACAGGAACAUCCUAGCUACUGGCGACAUGGCAGACCGUAUCCAUUUGUACGAAUACAACAGCCAUCAUCUUCUGGUGUCCAAGCAAACUCCACCAAUACCUUCUUUCGAAGAUUUGAUCGCUAAUGAUAUCACGGGAAGGAUAAGAAAUUAUGUAACAUGUCUACAGAACCAUCAAGAGUCAUUGACUGGUGUCACAGCAUAUGGUACACAGCUUUUGAUUCUUUUCAUUAUACAAUCUCCAGGACGGGAGCUGGCGUGUGGAAUGCAGAGCGGUGUUUUGUGGAUUCUAAAUCCCAGUACCCUGGAUCCAGAGGAUGAAUUGCCGUUCAAGCAUUCAUCGAAGUCGCUUCUUGAUAUCAUUUACUCGGAAAAAUCCGAUUUCAUGGCAUACAGGGAUGAUAACAUGACUGUUGGAGCGUUCCAUUACGCGGCAUCGAGCGCAGAGGCUGGCGCUGAUCCAUCAGUUUGGAAUUUUCUGGGCAAACAUCGUUCUCACUUUUUGCCAAUUAGAGAAGUUCUAUUCGGACCGCCAUUGAUCGGAGGAUCGGUACCUCGUCUAUUUACUCUCGCAGAGGACUGUAACUUUAUUGAGUACGAUUUGGAGAACAGCGGACCAUAUCCAGAACCCGGUUUAAAGAUCUUGAAGAUAAUCUGUAUCGACAGUUCAGCCAUUCCUCUUUGCAUGGCUUGGUAUCCAAAAUUUGAAGUAGAGAGGUUCUUCGUAUUUUCUAAUACAGAGCACAAAUUCAAACUGUUAAACGACUGCACGAAACUGAUUCAAGGAACGUAUCUUGGUCCGUCUUCCGGGGCUCCAGUCACCAGGAUAACACUUAAACCAUUCUUUUACACGAUCCGAAUCCAGUUUUUACCAACGAGAAACAUGCACAAUCAGGCUUACAUGGUGUUUGCUACCGAUACUCAAAUCGGGUUGCAGCUCCUUCCUUUCGACGGGAACCCCUUUACGGUCGUUGGAAUUGUUGGUCACCCGCAAAUGAUUACUCAUAUAACGCUCAGUCGUUGCGGUGAAUUUCUCUUCACUCUUGGCUACCGAGAUCCAUGCGUUUUAAUGUGGAAGAUCAACCCGCGGGCUGUCGACAUUAUGGCUAAACUUGGUGGUUCUAGUCUUUCCCCGUUCUACUGUCUUAUUGACGGAGGUCAAGACGGCUGGCUUCUGAAUGAAAUGCAGGAUCUGUUUUAUUAUGCACAAAUAUUGCAUCAAGGAGAGAAUACAACAGCUACUCGCAUCGUGUCGGAUAAAGUAUCAAUAACGCAACUACCAAACCUGAUGCGAGCUGUUGGAUACUAUCCUAGUACCUACGAACUGGAAGAGCUUAUGACAGAAGUGGUUUCAAAGAAUUACGCGAAAACUGGGCAGCUGGUUGACGAAAUCACAUUUGAAGAUUUUGUCAAAUUGUACGUAAACCAUCGUCCUGUGUUCGGUACGUCUAUGCAGGAGAUAAAGAGAGCCUUUGCAGUGUUUGGAAAACCUGAAAUGGAGGAUAAUCCAAUCAUUACCAGAGAACAGUUUAUAGAGAUUCUAACUGGGCAUGGAGAUCGCAUGAGUGCUGAACAGGCAUACAAUGCCCUCAGUAUCCUGAUACCGGUGGAAGACGAAUCUGAAAAAGAUGCUGGAAAUAUUACCUUCUCGUUUUUACCCGCGGAUAUAUCUUACAAAGAUUUUGCUGUGGAAAUAUUGGGCAUCGAACCCACUCUGGAGAUGAAUAUCAUUCCAUCAGCCAAGGAUACUCCACACUGA